UUGGCUUAGAAAACUCGCGCCAUUUUACCACGUGAUCAGAAGUAAAACCAAAAUUACUCAUGACUCGCACGUGCACAUUUUCCCGCGCUUAGCGUCGGCUACUUGUAUUUGCUUAGAGUUUUGAUUGGUUAGGUGGAAUUUCUGUGUCUUUUGUGAUUGGUCUGCUGGCUGGUCUUUUUACGACCAGCCAGCACUUUGUUCUGUAGAGUUUUGAUUGGUUAGGUGCAAUUUCUGUCUUUUGUGAUUGGUCGGAACGAUUACUUGGUUUCAGUCUUACGUCAAUUGAAAACCGUUCUGUCGGGUUCUUCUGUAAACCACACUAAACUACUAUUUUUCUAUAUUUUUCUCUCUUUUUUUUCAGUUGUCAGAAACCUGACGACCCGUUUGUCAGCGGUUAUAACUGCAACAAAACUACGAUCAGCCAGCACUUUGUUCUUUCUGUGUUUCGUUUUGCUGAUUCAGCGCCCGGAGAUUUUGUUUUUUUCCUCUGCGACGUAGUGCUUUGUUUAACAAGCACUAUCAACUCAACGUGCACAACUGAAUGUGCUGCUUGUUUCAAUGGCAUGAGAAAGAAACGUGCUUUGGAGGAUCACUCAAGCAAAUACCUUGCUGAAGAGCAUUUGGUUCUAGGUCCGUAUAAGAUAAUAGACAACUCUGAAGAAGGCAAAAGUGGCGAUGAUGAUGAAAGCGUUGGUGGCGGACAAACAAAAAGAGAAGAUCCAUCCGAGACUAUUGCAGACAGUGAAAACUUUCCAGUUACCAUGGUGAUCAUUAUCUGUAUCAGUUCUUUGGCUGUCAUGGCGAUAGUAAUUGGCUCAUUAGUGAUGAUAAGACUUUCUCAAAGUUCUCGUGGGCCUGCGGUGAAAGAUAUUACCGCUGACCUCGCCAGGGAUAACUUGGCGUUUGAUGAACUUGAAGUAAAAACUUUGAGUUUGAAGUCAAGUGAUAAACCGAUUUCGUCGUGAACUAAAACAGUUACAGUGUGUGCCUAGAUUUUUGCAGUGUUAGGAAUCUUGACUUGUCGACUUAAUGUUGGCAGUAACAACGACAUUGUGGAAAUACACUGGACUAACUUUUGUUUUUUAUCUCUGACACGGUUAUUCAAAGGAGGUAAAAGAACUAAACCCAGGACGUAGGCCUAAGGGACUGGUCAUAAAGUAUAGGUGGUGGGUGGGCUGGAGCAUUGGAAAAUGAGAUGGAUAUAGAAAACACAUGACCCACCCCUUCCAUUUGGCACAAAACUGAGUGACCCACCUCUAAAUCAAGGUUGAAAAUUACAUGACCCACCCCCUGUAAAACAGGACAUUAUUGGUUGCGUAAUCCAACAAAAUUACAUUUUGUGUAUGGACUUGUGGUAUUAUUUACGUUUUAGACUUAUUUUUUAACGAUAAUACAAAAGCAUCUAAAGAUAAAAUUGUUUUCCUUUACUCUUGCAACUUUAAGAACUUGACCGUAAACCUUACACACUCGGCUUCAAGCCCCGCUUCGAAUGGAACAGUGAUUCAUCUAGAAAAAGGCUGAAGUGAAUGUUGGGACUCACUCAGCCAGCAAACUUUUAUUUUAUUUUUAUUUUAGUGUGUCUCAUGUCUUAGUUUUUUUUUAUAUUAUCGUUGCAUAUUUGAGAAUCUUUCUAUAUUUUUAAUUUAUAACACGUCAUCUUUUUAUUCUGUAAAUAUUUAUUACCCAGAAUAUUUGUGGCCCAGAGGGCCACUGGUUUUUCAAUGAUUACUGUUCUGUGUUACCCUCAAUAAAGAAAGUUGAUUAUUCUUCUUAUUAUAAA
Molecule: messenger RNA, 1780 nt
Organism: Orbicella faveolata
Lineage: Eukaryota; Metazoa; Cnidaria; Anthozoa; Scleractinia; Merulinidae
Source: RefSeq, a predicted model, not a curated record